CUACUCGCCCGGGCUUGUCCGCAGCGAGAGAGGAGGCAGAGGAAUAAGACAAUAAAAGGCCAAAAAUUUAAAGAACACAACAAUUCGUCAUAGCCGCUUCUACGGCUCGCAUAUCUAUAACAAAAAAUUUCCGAACGACGAAAAUCCGCAUUGCUUUCGCGCGAUGACGCGCCGUCUUCUUUGAUGCAGCCAGGCCGCUCGCUUCGCCGCUCGGCCUCGCCGCUCGGCUGGGGGGAGGUGUGUUUGUAGCGGCGGGCAAGUCAGGCGAGACCGUAGGCUUCCCGAGUUUCGACUAGGCCCCGCGGUUCCUAUGACGGCUGGCUGUUGAACAGCGUCUGGGGCCGGUGAUGCGACGCAGCCGUGAGUCGUCUUUCUGAAGAGUCGGUGUGCCGAGCCUAGGAGCCCACCAUUCAUUCAAUUAAAUGUCCUUUAUUUCUAGAAGCAGGUGGCCCAUUUUGGCAACACCCUGCACAGACUUCCAGGAGGAGGCAGCUGUGAUCGACUCCGUGAAAAGCUAGCUGCUGCAAGCUUGUCUCGGGCUGACGUUGAGUGUGCUGAUCGCCGACGUCCACACCGAGGGUCGUCGUCAUCGCCUGCACCAGUCGGACAACCAGUGACGGUGGCAGGGCUGGCAAGAGGGAGGCCAGGGAGCCCAAUCUGACUGAUGGAGGAGAGCAAGAGGACUCCACGGGGGAGCGCCGGGGUCGGGCGAUCAUCGCACGGCUCCAGGUCAUCGGGCUCGGCUGGCUCGGGCGUGCUAAUGGUGGGCCCCAACUUCAGGGUUGGCAAGAAGAUUGGCUGUGGAAACUUUGGCGAGCUCCGGCUAGGAAAGAAUCUUUACACAAAUGAAUAUGUGGCGAUAAAACUGGAACCAAUGAAGUCACGAGCACCACAGCUACAUUUGGAAUAUAGAUUUUACAAACAACUUGGAAAUGCAGAGGGUGUUCCACAGGUGUACUACUUUGGGCCCUGUGGCAAGUACAAUGCCAUGGUGCUGGAGCUGCUGGGACCCAGCCUUGAGGAUCUCUUUGACCUCUGUAAUCGAACCUUCACCCUAAAAACAGUGCUCAUGAUCGCCAUACAACUGCUGACAAGAAUGGAGUACGUGCACUCCCGGAACCUAAUCUAUCGAGAUGUGAAGCCGGAGAAUUUUUUGAUUGGGCGCCAGAGCACGAAUAAGCAACACAUCAUCCACAUUAUUGACUUUGGCUUGGCCAAGGAGUAUAUUGACCCUGAGACCAAGAAACACAUCCCAUACCGUGAACACAAGAGCCUAACCGGUACCGCCCGGUACAUGAGCAUCAACACACAUUUGGGCAAAGAGCAAAGCCGAAGAGAUGACCUCGAAGCACUUGGUCACAUGUUCAUGUACUUUCUGCGAGGAAGUUUGCCAUGGCAGGGUCUCAAGGCUGAUACCCUGAAGGAAAGGUAUCAAAAAAUAGGCGACACAAAGAGAGCCACUCCCAUUGAGGUUUUAUGCGAAAACUUCCCAGAGGAAAUGGCAACAUAUUUGCGCUAUGUGAGAAGACUGGACUUCUUUGAAAGACCGGAUUAUGAAUACAUGAGGAAUCUGUUCAUGGACCUGUUUGAACGCAAAGGCUACUCAUUUGACUACGAGUUUGACUGGACGGGAAGGCAGAUACCCACGCCUAUUGGAUCUGUGCAUUCUGAAACAGCCCUUCUGCCGGUCAGCAGGGAGCCACACAGAGACCGGACUCUGCAGCUAGCCAGACACCAGCCGUCAGACCGCAGGGGGGCAUGGGAAGUGCAGCCCCACAGGCAAUCGAGCACCUUCCACGUGGUUGCACCGCCAGGAGGUGACAGAUUUCCCGGCAUGGCUCAGGUGGUGGGCUCAACCAAUGGGGAACUGAAUCCAGAUGACCCGACAGCAGGACACUCAAAUGCACCAAUUACUGCUCCUGCAGAGGUGGAAGUUAUGGAAGAGACGAACUGCCAGAAAUUGUUCAACAUGUGCUGUUGCUUCUUCAAAAGGCGGAAGAGGAAGCCCACCCAGCGACACAAAUGACUCGGGGAGACCAUCAACUACCAGCAACUGCUUGGACUUCAGUUAGAUCCAGCACCAGAUUGAAGGAGCCUUUGCCUUGCCUUCCAAGCUCCUGACACCUGGUUUUUAAUAUUGCCUUCAAUGUUGGCUAAAGCGAGAGUCGAGGCUUUGUGGGCAAAAGGCUGCGCAUACUCUUGCGUUACUUCUUAAAAGAAGAAUGGUCUACGAUAAGUAUGUGCUAGGCCAACUGAAAGUGGAGCAGUUCUGCUGGAGUUGAUGCCAAAAUGUUCUUUUCAUAAAAUUUGACAGGAGCAAGAACUUUUUUCUCGCAUAGCUGUCGGUUGUUUUCUCAGAUGAACAAGUUUCAUUCAGCUGGAGGAAAGUGCAUAAUGUGACCCACGAGGAUUUGUGACAGUACCAGAGGACGACAUGUCUGUUUCUGGUUAUGUCAAUAAUUGACCCCCUCAUCUUUCUUAUCAAACUACGCCAUGGCUAAGAUGUGUGACGGUGUGCGGAGUGCACCCUAACCAAUUAAAAUGGGGAUACCCAUUGUCUUAGUUGCUUAAAGCUUAUUAGUUGCCGGUUUUUUUUGUAAGAUAAUUUCUGUACAGUAUUUAACAGUUUAAAGCCAGGUAUGGAGUAGAGUAUCUUGUAUCUGAAUGUGGAUUGUUUCCCUGCUAACAUUGAGUCAACGAUUUCGUGUAAAGGUACAAAUGGACAUAAAAUGCAUAGUGUGGCCCUAUUUGCACUACUGAAUGCACCCUUAUCAACCAAUGACGUUUGCAGUCCUUUUGUAUAGAUGCUUGCUACCAACAAUAUAAAAAUCUUAACAUGACAGAAAGGUGACUUAAAGCAUUCAUGACUGCAGGAAUUCAUAUUCUUUGGGUCUUUCAGUAGUUAUGUAAAUUAAUCAAAUAAGAAACUACGACGUUUCGAUCACAACACAAGCGAUCGUUAUCAAGAGGAAAAAAGAUCUCUUGUAUUGAAACGUUGUAGUUUUUUGUUUAUUUGUAUGCAAUGUGACUUUCCCGAAAGACCCAAAGAAUGACAGAUGUUUGUGUCCAACAGUGGCAUCAUUGGCACCAUAGAAAUAGGGCUAGGCUUAUUCACAUGAGUGCAUAUUGCAAUACCCCAAAAAUGGGUCAAUUUGAGUGUAUGACACAGCGUGUGCAGCACAUUGGCAGGCAUGUCUGGCCAUAUAAAGCACGAGUUGGAAAGGUGGUCUAGCAGGAACCAAUUAUGUUGGCCUGGUCAGGUGGUGUAAUGGGUCGGGUACGUGACUUUUGGCCUGUUUCCCACCUAAAUUUAAUUAACCCAUUAAGGCACAUUCACACAAUUUUGAUCAUAUUUGGUUUUAUUGAACAUUCAAGCACGACAUAUUGGCAAAAAAGCAACAAUAACUCAUUUAAAAAAAACUGCCUGUUUUGAGAAAAUGUCAAGUCCUUGCCUGCACAAUACAAUGCUUGAAUGACCUUGUUUGCAGCCCUCCUGGCUUCUGUACAUUAUUGCUGAGUAGCAAGAUUGUAAUCGUAUCAAUAACACCCACCUUUACUUUGAAAUGCACAUUUAAAUAUCAUUGUCUCCCAGCUCAUCUUAGCAAUUGAUCCAAGAUAGCCAGAAUUGUUGAUGUGUUUACCAAAGGUAAAGCAAGAUAGUCUCAAGACCACCACAUCACUGUCCACAACAUAAAGGCCACCUUUGUAUUGAAAUGUCUUGAAUUACACCGAGAAAAAAAAGAUUUAAGUUGUGGGUCAUGUUUUACUGCAAAAUGACCCAUUUUAUUUACUUGCCUUGGUAUAACAAAAGUGGCCUAUAUGUAUACUCAGCAUGCAGGCAGUUAGUAAGCUGCAUUCAAUUUUAAAUAUCCUUUGGUAUCCCUUAUUUUGCAUGUAAAAUGUUGUAAAUUUAGUCAUCUUGCAUUUAAGGUCUCACAUUUCAUUUCACCAGUGUACAUAGGUGAAUGUUGUAGAUCUAAAUGUCUAAAUGGACAUUUAGCAUAUUCUGUAUCAUAAUUGGCCCAAUUUCAAAGUUAACAUCUAAGCCUCAAUACGAUUUGGGGGUGGGGUGUAAGUAUAUGACAAUUAAAACUUUCCAUGUAAUUGGCAACUUAUAUUUAAAAAAAAAUUCAAAUAUAAAAUACAAAAGUGCCUCCUAUGGAAGUUAUAAAAUAGAAAGUUGUAAGUUUUGUACCAGCUUUGAAUGUAAUAUAAGCCAAAAUGUCCCAUUCAACUGAGGCUUCAAAACUAGCCAAUCCCAGUUUUGAGCUUAUUAGACAUUCUUUCCAUCUGUGGUCUUACUUGAUUCCUUUUUUGUAAAAUGCAUAACAUUAAUAAACCAAGUUUAUAGCCCAUUGUUUUGUAAAACCAUAUUUUUUUGGUUGUACAGUACAAAUGUUUUGUUUCAAUUUGACCAAAUCGUGCUUGUUUGCAGUACAUUGAUUUUUCCAAAAACGAGUGGGACUGCAGAUGUGUGGGAAUGGCCUUUACACAAGCUGAAUUACCAUGACCAAUGCAGUAGUAUUUAGCUAUUUGUGAUCAGCUUCACAACACGGGAGAAGUUGACAUGUCAUAAAAAAGUACAUACGGACUCAACCAGUAUCAGAGCUAGUGAUACAUGAAUGUGUUGGCACUUAAGGAUGUGGCAUUCUACAGACAAUUUCAGGUAGUAUUUGAAAUGCAUUGGUAAGUUUAACACUGGUGUUCCUGCACUGGAUCCACCAUUUGGCCUUUCUUAUUUCGAUCUGUCAAUGUUGUACUGCAGUUAAUUUUUGGGAUGCUUAAAGCUUUACCGUUAUGGCCAUGUUUAGUUAAAUAUUUGCACUUGGUAGAAAAAUAGAGCAAAGCCAUGUUAUUUGUUAACUGGUGUAAACACAUUUGAUACUUUGGAAUUGCUUAAAUUCAGUUUCUAGCUGUAGGAAAGCUUAAACUUCAAGCCUGGUUUAACGUAUUUUUUUGCUUCAGAAUGUAU
Messenger RNA from Lethenteron reissneri (Far Eastern brook lamprey), 4972 nucleotides. It is a transcript of the gene CSNK1G3, whose product is annotated as casein kinase 1 gamma 3. Gene Ontology annotation, molecular function: ATP binding; protein serine/threonine kinase activity. The record is from RefSeq and is a predicted model, not a curated record. NCBI's taxonomy places the organism in Eukaryota, Metazoa, Chordata, Hyperoartia, Petromyzontiformes, Petromyzontidae. Gene Ontology annotation, biological process: protein phosphorylation.